AUGGGUAGAUGGAACUCCACCAGUGUGUCUGGCUUCAUCCUCAUGGGGCUGACAGACUCUGCAGAGACACAGCUGGUCCUCUCCAUGCUCUUUCUCCUGAUUUACCUGAUCACGGUUCUGGGGAACUUGGGGAUGAUACUGAUCAUCCGCCUGGAUCCCCAGCUUCACACCCCCAUGUACUUUUUUCUCGCUCACCUGUCAUUUCUUGACCUCUGCUACUCAAGUGUCAUCACCCCUAAAACCCUACAGAACUUACUGACUUCAACCAAGAGCAUCUCCUUCCUGGGCUGCUUCACCCAGAUGUACUUUUUUAUAGUUUUUAUAGCUGCAGAAUGUUUCCUUCUCUCCUCCAUGGCCUAUGAUCGCUAUGUAGCUAUCUGCAGCCCCCUACAUUAUCCAGUCAUUAUGUCCACAGGACUGUGCAAUGCCCUGCUCACUGGCUCCUAUGUUGCUGCCUUUGUAUAUUGCACUGUGAUUACGGUUUCCAUGAGCCAACUGCACUUCUGCAAGUCUAAUGUCAUCCAGCACUUUUUCUGUGACACAUCUCCAAUUUUAGCCCUGUCCUGCAGUGACACGUCUGGGGUUGAAAUCAUUAUAUUCAUUUGUGCUGGAUCUAAUAUAGGGCUGUCCCUCAUCACCAUAUCUGGAUCCUAUGUUUCCAUCCUCUCCACUAUCCUGAAAAUUAAUUCCACUGCUGGAAAGAAGAAAGCCUUCUCCACAUGUGCUUCGCAUCUCCUGGGAGUCACCAUCUUCUACAGCACUACAAUCUUUACUUACCUAAAACCAAAGACGUCCUACUCCUUGGGAAGGGAUCAUUUGGCUUCUGUAUUUUACACAGUUGUGAUCCCCAUGCUGAACCCUCUCAUUUACAGUCUCAGAAACAAAGAAGUGAAGAAAGCUGCCCUGAGAGUCCUGCAGAAGAGAGUGUGUUUGAGACAAUUAAAAUAA
Molecule: messenger RNA, 948 nt
Organism: Heterocephalus glaber (naked mole-rat)
Lineage: Eukaryota; Metazoa; Chordata; Mammalia; Rodentia; Bathyergidae
Product: olfactory receptor 8H1-like
Biological process (GO): G protein-coupled receptor signaling pathway
Cellular component (GO): membrane
Molecular function (GO): olfactory receptor activity; G protein-coupled receptor activity
Source: RefSeq, a predicted model, not a curated record